Messenger RNA from Colletotrichum navitas, 1744 nucleotides. Its product is annotated as benzoate 4-monooxygenase cytochrome P450. The transcript has 4 exons. Lineage: Eukaryota; Fungi; Ascomycota; Sordariomycetes; Glomerellales; Glomerellaceae. The record is from RefSeq and is a predicted model, not a curated record. Bases 1 to 1575 code for a protein of 524 amino acids. Gene Ontology annotation, molecular function: monooxygenase activity; oxidoreductase activity, acting on paired donors, with incorporation or reduction of molecular oxygen; iron ion binding.
AUGGAUUCCAUAAUUUUCGUCUGGCAAUAUCUGACAUUUACCCCCGUUCUUCUCCUUACGAUUGGCAUUUUCUUCUGCUACUGGACAGGCGUCUAUGUCUACCGCGUCACAUGGCACCCACUAGCCAAGUUUCCCGGACCCAAGUUGGCCGGCAUGAGCUUCUGGUACGAGUUCUACUACGACUUAUGGCCACACAGGUGUCGGUACAUGUGGAAGAUUAAGGAACUGCAUGAUGAGUACGGCCCGAUCGUUCGCAUUAAUCCGAUUCACAUCCACAUCUACGACCCGGAAUACCUAGAUGAGAUCUACGCGAGCGGCAAGCACAAGCGAGACCGCGACCCGUGGUUCUUACACAUGUCAAAGAGCGGCGUCAUGACCUGGUCUCUUCUUCACACCCAGAGCCACGAUGUCCACAAGCAGCGUCGCGCGGCUCUGGCGCCCUUCUUCAGCAGGCGUGCAAUAGCCCAGCUGCACGGCAUGAUAAGCCAGAAGAUCGAGACGCUCAUGGAGCGGUUGAGUCGCGUUCGAGAGACCGGAGAGGUCAUAGACCUGACGUAUGCAAUGUCGGCGCUGGCAAUGGACGUCGUGUCGUCGUAUGCGUUCGGUGCCGAUGUCGGAAACCUGCAACGCCCCGACUGGGGCAAGGAUUGGCUGGACGCGCAUCGGACUGCUGGUUAUAUCCGGCCGAUGGGCCGUCAGUUCAAGUGGCUGGUCAACCCGGCGUUGAUGUGGCUGCGCCCAGGCCUGGUCGAGAAGUUCAGCCCACGAACCGCCGAGCUCUCACGCAAGCUCAUGUAUCCCAUGGAAUCCAUCCAAGCCGCUGCCGCGGACCGCCAACGCCACGGAGGCAAGCCGCUAGCGGCCAAUACGAGAACUAUUUUUAGUGAUAUUCUCGACAGCGACCUGCCAGACCACGAGAAACUUCCCGGCCGUCUUAGUGCCGAGGCUGCCGGAAUCCUUGGUGCAGGCAAUGAGGGAACCGCCAGAACGCUUGCUAUCACUCUUUUUUAUAUCUAUGAUAGCUCUGAAGUAUUGAGAAAGCUCAGAGAUGAGCUAGAGAAGAUUAUGCCGCUGACUACUUCUAAUGUCUCCCUUGAAACGUUAGAAGCACUACCAUAUUUCUCGGCGUCUAUUACUGAGGGACUGCGUCUAUCACAUGGGGCAUCUAGUCGUAUGCCGCGAAUUGCUACAGACGAAGAGUUGACAUAUCGAGAUUGGGUCAUUCCACCUGGGACGCCAGUGAUGCAGUCAAUGUACCUGCACCAUAUGAAUCCUCGUAUAUUCCCCCAGCCGUUUGAGUUUCUGCCACAGCGGUGGAUUGACCAGCCAGAACUCAAGACACGCUACUUCAUGGCCUGGGGGAGGGGUUCUAGGUCAUGUGUGGGCAUGAAUCUAGCCCAUGCUGAGUUAUACCUCACGGUCGCCCGAAUUAUAAGACGAUUUGACCUGACUAUGUAUGAAACUAUUCGAGAACGGGAUGUUGAGGUUGUUCAUGACGGAUUCAUCGGAAUGCCAGCUUUCGACAGUCCGGGCAUCCGGGUAACAGUUUCUCAUGAAUAUAUGUGGCAAGGUUAGAAAUGCUUGUGCGUGUCUUGUUCUCUAACAUAUAAUUUCAGAACGCAUAUAGAUACGCAGAUCACUACCAAGUUAUCUAUUAGUAAACAUGUAAAUUGUCUAGAGCCUAGCUAGACUAUAGUGGUCUCCUGGGUUUAUUUAACACUAUACUCAUAACACACUAAAUUAC